This is a messenger RNA of Callorhinchus milii (elephant shark), 3410 nucleotides long. RefSeq names its product spartin a (gene sparta). The transcript has 9 exons. Gene Ontology annotation, cellular component: plasma membrane. The record is from RefSeq and is a predicted model, not a curated record. Gene Ontology annotation, biological process: negative regulation of BMP signaling pathway; cell division. NCBI's taxonomy places the organism in Eukaryota, Metazoa, Chordata, Chondrichthyes, Chimaeriformes, Callorhinchidae. The coding region runs from base 107 to 1939 and encodes 610 amino acids.
UGUGUGUGUGUGUGUGUAUGAGUGAGUGGCUGCUGUGGUGUGGAGAAGGAAUGGAUAAAAUAAAACUGAGAUUUAAAAUCACGGCUUGUGAGACGCUGGAGAAGUGAUGAGAUUGUUUGGUCAGCCACGUAUGGAACAGCACAACCCUACUACCGGAAAUGCAGCUGAAUGGCUUAGUCGCAUUAAGGAUGAAUACAAAGAAGCUUUUAUCUUCAUUAACAAAGGGCUCAGUGCAGAUGAAGCAGGUCAGAAACAAGCAGCAAAGCAGUAUUAUAGACAAGGACAGAAGCAUUUGGUCAAAGGAGUACAUAUUCCAUCAAAUAGUGCAGAAUGCACAGGUCCCCAAUGGGACAAAGCUCGUCAGAUGCAAACUAAAAUGAGAGAAACAUUAAAUAAUAUACAAACAAGAUUGGUUAUUCUAGAGGGUGGAGAAAUACCAGCUGCAUCUCAUCAGCAAGGCUCAUUUUCUGAAACUGCGCGAUCUGAUAAUACAUCAGCAAAACCAAAAAGGCUUUAUCCAGUUAUACCGGUAUCAUCCAAAGAGAAGUCUUCUACCAUGGCCACAACGGGAAACUCUUCAACUCCUGCUGCUACUAACCUGUUGUCACCUGAAGCUCCAUCUGUAUCUAAUGAGCAACCCCCGAUGUAUACACCUCAGGCUGUUGGUGGGCACUUGACCAUAUCCUAUGGGACUGAGUCUGGUGAAUUUGUUGUUGUUGGUGAUGAAAUGUUUGCACAAAGAACCCAGCCUCCUCCAGUGGAAUCGCUUGGCACAAAUGCCAAUGAAGUGCUCCUAAUUCAACAGGGUGUGCAGAUAUUCUAUGUGACACCUGAUGGAAAUGUGAGCGCUCCCUCCUAUCCUGGAUACCUCCGGAUUGUCAAUUUCUCUGAUGCAAGCAAUUGUGGAUCACAAAAUCAACCACGUGCCUUUCUGCAGGUAUGUGACUGGCAGUUCCCACUCAUGUCCAGUCAGUCCAUUGUCCUGAAAUGUAAUAGUGGAGUCUACAUGUUUCCUGAUGUAAUGUCGCAAGUUCCAGGGUCCUAUGUUGGUGUUGUACUAUCGUCUGAACUGCCAGCAGCAGAUCGAGAACUCUUUGAAGUCCUGCUUAGACAAAUGGCAGUUUUAAAAGUCCAGAAUUCAGUCAAAUUUGAAGAUUUAAGAAGAGUACUUAAAAAGGAUCCGGAAGCUUCACCUGAUGUAAUUAAUUUGAGCCAAAUCGUGCCUGUUGAUUCUGAAGGAGAGCCCAGUGACAGAGAGAGAGCUGUCCCGGAGUGGAGUGAAAAAGUAUCCAAUGGAAUUCUCUCAGGAGCUUCAUGGUUAAGCUGGGGUCUGGUUAAAGGAGCUGAAUUCACUGGUAAAGCAAUCCACAAAGGAGCUUCUAAACUGAGGGAACACAUUCAACCAGAUGAUAAGCCUUCAACAGUUAGUCCAACUAUGGCCAAGGGGCUGAAUGUGGCAAGACAAGCAACAGGGACCGCUGUGAAAGCCAGCCAGUUUUUAGUUGAUGGAGUCUGUACUGUUGCUGGUUCUGUUGGAAAACACCUGGCUCCACAUGUAAAGAAACAUGGAAGUAAACUGAUCCCGGAGUCUAUAAAGAAUGAUAGCAACUCACAGGCCAAUCUAGAUGGAGCCUUGGUGGUGGCAGCAAGUGGAGUUCAAGGAUUUGCAACAGUCUGGAAUGGGUUGGAGCGAGCAGCAAAGUGCAUAGUGACAAAUGUUGCAUCAGAGACAGUUCACACAGUGCAACAUAAGUAUGGGAAUGCUGCUGGCCAAGCUACAGACAAUGCUGUGAACUCUGCCAUCAAUGUUGGUGUAACCGCUUUUAAUAUAGACCAUCUGGGUAUCAAGGCUGUGGUGCGACGUACCGCAAAAGAGACUGGCCACGCUAUUCUUGAUGACUACAAAAUGCAAGAAAAAAAGGAGGAAAAGAAAGAAUAACUUCAGCUUCGAUAAUAUUCUUUACCCUUAAAAAUUAAGCUGGUAGAGCCUCAAAUUAUAACAUGGAAUGUAAGCAGAUACACAAAUACUUUAUUUUGCUGAAUAAAACUUUGGACAUCGGCUUUAGUUUUGCGGACAGUAGAUCAGGUUUGACAGAAAUUGCUGUGUUUGCGGUGUUUUGGUUGGUUGAAAAUGCUAGUAUAUGGAUUCAUAUGAAGAAUAAAGCCCUGGGACCUUCACCCUUUAAACAAGAGCAAAUAUCAAUUUAUUAAUUUGCACAAUUGUAUUUCUUGUUUUGGAAAGCAAAUGAGUGCUCACCACUGCUAAGUUAUUGAACUCUUCUUUCAACAGCAUAUGGGAUCUUGAGAUAAAUGGGGAUAUAUGUUGAUGCUUAUGAUUUCAUAAGGUGCAGGUUUAAGCAGUGUGCAAAGACAUUUCUUAAUAUAGUCCUUAAUUCUUCUGCUGAUGAAUAUCUAUUUAAAUGGAAAUCAAAAUACUUUUUUUUUUAAAAAAAUCAAUCCCAGCAGAAUGGUUAAAUAGGCCUUAUACUAGAACUUUGUUUACAAAAUUCACUGUGUAGCAAACUGCAUCACUGAUUUAAAUAUAUAUGAGGAAUUUGAAUAAUUCUGUAGGCACACUGGAAUUUUGUUCGGACUGCAGUAUGGAUCUUUCCUAUCCAAUACCAAGGAUUCAAAAGAAAAACUACAAAGGAUGGCUACAGCAUCACAAGGUUUUCCUUGAAUGCCAAAAUGCACAAGACAUUUUAGUGUUAAAAACAAAUCUCACGUUGGUAUAUUGCAUGAUGAAAUUGAGCUUGGGACUGUAGCUAAAAAUGAUCAGAAUGGUAGUGGCUGUUGGAAUCUGGCCAUCACAUCCACUCUCAGAAGUGAAUAAGAAAUGUCAGGUUGUAUGAAGGAAGAGGCCAGAAUAUUGAUGCUAUGAGUACACUGCCCGAUUAAUGUGACAUUAAUGGAGCAUCAUUUGCAAAAUAAUAUUUGGUCCUUUUUAUGAGGUAACAGUAACUAAAAGGAGCAGGUGAUAUUUAUGGACUAGUUUAGUAAACUUAAUAUUGCUUGUAACCUUUGUGAAUAUGUCUGAUCCACAAUAGAAGGUUUGGUUGAUAUUACCUUCUGAGCUUUGUUUGACAGUUUUGUGUAACUAACUGACGAAUGAACUUAAAUGUACAAAAGUGAAAUGGUUCUUGAAUGAAAAAAUAUGAUGUACAUCUUAUAUAUUUUGUUCAGAGAUGAAAAUGUUCUAAUCCAGAAUCGAGUAUGGAUAUGUGGUAGCUUAUGGAACAAGGAAUGAGUAAUUUAAAUGUAUUGGUUGUAAAAAGUGAAAUGGUUCCAGAUUGAAGCACUCUUAUGUACAUCUUGUAAAUGUUAUAUUUCUUUCCCAAAGCAAUUUACUGACCAAAAAGUAUUAUUUCUGAAGCGUUACUUAAUAAAAUUAAUACAAUUUAAAUUUUCAA